Molecule: messenger RNA, 3277 nt
Organism: Phasianus colchicus (ring-necked pheasant)
Lineage: Eukaryota; Metazoa; Chordata; Aves; Galliformes; Phasianidae
Gene: MAN2B2
Product: mannosidase alpha class 2B member 2
Biological process (GO): mannose metabolic process
Cellular component (GO): lysosome
Molecular function (GO): carbohydrate binding; alpha-mannosidase activity
Source: RefSeq, a predicted model, not a curated record
AUCGGGGCCACCAGCACCCCACGGGAACAGCUCCCGUCCCACGUCCUCUCACUGCGAGCAGAACGGCUCCCCGCGACUCUGCGAGCAGCCCUGCAACCGCUCGCCCAAGAUGGAGCCGCCCAAGCCGGGAGGCGGGACCCGACCGCAGCGGGGCGGGACGCGGAAGCUCGGCCGGCCCCAGGUUGCUGCCGGCCGGGCCGGGCUGGGCCGCGGAGCCACCAUGGAUCUUAUGCUGCUGUUCAUCUGCCUCGCCCUGCCGGCCACCAGCAGCGGGGAGCUGCGGGCCUUCGUGGUCGCCCACAGCCACAUGGACGUCGGCUGGGUGUACACCGUGCAGGAGAGUAUGCAUGCUUAUGCAGCAAAUGUCUACACAUCUGUUGUAGAAGAACUAAUGAAAGGUAAGCAGCGCAAAUUUAUUGCUGUGGAACAGGAAUUCUUUCGGCUUUGGUGGGAUGCAGUAGCCACGGAUGCACACAAGCAGCAGGUCCAUCAGUUACUUCAGGAAGGACGAUUGGAAUUUGUCAUUGGAGGGCAAGUGAUGCAUGAUGAAGCUGUGACACUAAUUGAUGAUCAGAUUUUACAGUUGACGGAGGGCCAUGGGUUUUUAUAUGAAACUUUCGGGAUCAGACCUCAGUUUUCUUGGCAUGUUGAUCCUUUUGGAGCCUCAGCUACAACACCAACUCUUUUUGCUCUUGCUGGCUUUAAUGCUCAUCUUAUCUCUCGAAUUGAUUAUGACCUGAAGGCUGACAUGCAGAAAAACAAGAAGCUUCAGUUUGUAUGGCAGGGUUCUCCUUCCUUAUCGGAAAGUCAGGAGAUCUUCACCCAUGCUAUGGAUCAGUACAGCUACUGUACCCCAUCGCAACUGCCUUUUUCAAACAGAUCAGGAUUUUAUUGGAAUGGAUUUGCAGUUUUCCCAGAUCCACCAAAGGACGGUGUUUAUCCAAACAUGAGCCUCCCUGUUACAGAUACCAACAUCCAUAUGUAUGCACAGGCCAUGGUGGCAAACAUUAAGGAGAGAGCAGCCUGGUUCCGAACAAAUGAUGUUUUGUGGCCAUGGGGCUGUGACAAACAGUUCUUUAAUGCAUCUGUUCAGUACUCCAACAUGGACCAAUUGCUGGACUAUAUUAACAAGCAUUCUGAUGAGUUUGGAGUGACUGUCCAGUAUGCAACUGUUGGUGACUACUUCCAAGCAGUUUAUAGCAGAAAUCUUACAUGGGAAAUAAGGAAUUCUCAAGACUUUCUUCCAUAUUCAACAGAGCCAUUUCAAGCCUGGACUGGAUUUUAUACUUCUCGGAGCGUGUUAAAAGGAGUUGCAAGGAGAGCAAGUUCACUGCUUUAUGCUGGAGAGUCCUUUUUCACACAGUAUGUCCGCAAACACCCAGCAGGUUCCAUCUGCAAACACGGAGCCCUAAAGCAGCUUCAGAGCCUUAGAUGGGCAGUUUCAGAGGUCCAACACCAUGAUGGCAUAACAGGCACAGAGUCCCCUAAAGUGACAAACAUGUACAUGGAUAACUUGAUGUAUGGAAUGUUCAAUGUUAAGAAGCUAAUGGCUUCCAUAAUCUUUGAUAUGAACAAUGCUAAGAAGAGUGAAGAGGUCUAUUAUAUUUACAAUAAAGACUCAGGAAAACCAGGUACUACAGAUGUUGACCAUUAUGUUAUUGUCUAUAAUCCCCUGGCCUGGAACAUCACUACAAUUGUCACAAUCCCUGUCAAUAUCUCAUCAAUGAGUGUUUAUGAUGAACUGGGGCAUUCUGUACCAGCACAGAUUCAAAGUUCAGCUGAGUCCCAUUCUAUCUAUGAUCUGUAUAUUCUAGUUGAAGUAAGUGGUUUGUCUUACAAAAAAUACAAUGUUAAGCCCUCAAAUGAUAAGCAGUCUGCAUUUAUUGGAAGAUCAAUGAAAUACAAGCGAAAAGAUGUGAUGCAUUCAGUUCAGCAAAGUCAAAAACUGCUUCCUGUGACCAGCAACUGCUAUGAGAUCGUGUUUGACCAAAACACUAAUCUAAUGCACAGCAUUACAAACAGGGAGACUAACCAGACUGUCCAGGUGACCCAGGAGUUCCUUGAGUACCAUGUGAAUGGAGAUGUUACAAAAGGACCCAUUUCAGACAACUACUUAUUUGCCCCCAAUGUUUCUGCUGUUCCAGUAUCACAAGCGGUUGGAUUGGAAGUGGUCUCUGGAAACUUGGUGACAGAGAUACGGCAAUACUUCUUCAGCAAUGUUACUGCUCAGUAUUACACACAUGCAGUCUUUACAAGGAUGUAUUCAGUACCAGAAGGCUACGAUGGGAAGUUGCUUUGUCAUAGGAUAGAGCAAGAAUACAGUAUUGGACCUUUGGAAGUGAAUCAUGAGGCAGUUCUAAGAACAAGCACAAAUUUGAACACUGGGCAGCUGCUCUACACUGAUGAUAAUGGAUUUCAGAUUCAGAAGAGACCAUUCAAGGCAUAUGUGAAUAAUACAGUAGCACGGAACUAUUAUCCUAUGGUCCAGACUGCCUACAUUGAAGAUGAUACCACAAGGCUGGUGCUGCUUGCAGAAAGAGCUCAUGGUGUCUCAAGUCAAGGGAAUGGACAAGUGGAGGUGAUGCUUCACAGGAGACUAUGGAACAAUCUUCAGUGGGACCUAAAUAACAAUCUUACUUUGAAUGACUCUUCAGUGGUUCGUCCUGUGUUUUGGCUUAUUUUAGGGACUAAGUCUGCCACCAGUGUUUUGUAUCAGACAAGUGGCUUAGCAUUACAACACAGGCCAGUUGUAAUGUUUGGAACAUUUUCAGGAGAUAAACCAGAGCUGCCCGGGCAACUUCAGCAGAGAUCAGCCCACAGUUUUUCUAUAACUGUCCCACCUAAUCUUCAUCUCCAGACUCUGAGCAUUCCGGGGUGGACAUACAGCUCUGAUCACGCAGAGCAGGUCCACACCAUUCACAUGGGUAAACAGAAGCAAGGUGAUGCAGACUUCAGUCGCGUCCUGCUAAGAAUUAGACACCUGUAUGAAGUUGGAGAGGAUCCUGUGCUGUCUCAGCCUGUGAUGGUAAAUCUGAAGUGUUUGCUGAAAGAACUGGGGGCAGUGAGGUUAGUGGAAGAGCGAUCACUCACAGGCACCUGGGAUGUAAACACUUUGAAGCGGUGGAAGUGGAAGACUGCACAAAACCGAAGCAAAGGAUUCUCCAAUAGCACAGAGAUCUCAGAUGACUUUACUGUAACUGUUCACCCAAAGGAAAUAAGGACUUUCUUUGUGUAUUUUCAAGAUCAAUAAAGUCUGACUUUGUUUCAGGACUGAAUA